AUGGAUGAAAAUAAUGUGAGUAUGUUAAACAAUCUUGAUUGGAAAUCAAAGUUGUUUACCAUAAAGGUCAAAGUUUUAAGACUCUGGAUGCGUGUGAAUCCAAAGAGAGAAGGCGAAGUACUUGCUAUUGAGAUGGUGUUGAUGGAUGAGCAGUCGAUGUCAACUAUCGAGUUGGUUUAUUUUAUUGGAUAUGUAGAUGAAUGGUCUGAACCAGAGGCGACGAAAACAAAGAUCGGAAAAGAUAGCAAAUACAUGAACUUGCAAUUGCUGGAUGAAGAGGGUAUUAAAUUAAACUGCACCUUAUGGGACGAGUACUGUGAUGAGAUGUUUGACUACAUUCAGAGCCAUAAAGAGGAAGUCCAUGUUGUUCUUCUUGUGCAGUUUGGUAGUUUCAACAAGUAUAAAGGGAAGACAACACUCUCUAAUGCUUUCCAUAUAACAAGACUGUUUAUCAAUGCGGACAUAGAGGAGAUUCGGUCAUUCAAAACCAAGUUUGUGGAGAAGAUAUGUAAAACAUCCUCUAAUGGCCAGAAAUCAAUUGGUUCAUCAGGAAGUAUCAGUGUUACAGACGACUUUUUAGUUAAGCAUCCGUUUUCCAAUUUCCGUGAUGUUACUUUGUUUGAAGAGUUGUUGGUACCGUCUUGGGUAUUGAUGAUAAAGACGAUUGGUAUUACCUUGGUUGCGAAGAAUGCAACAGAAAGGUGA
Messenger RNA from Helianthus annuus (common sunflower), 705 nucleotides. RefSeq lists its product as uncharacterized. Lineage: Eukaryota; Viridiplantae; Streptophyta; Magnoliopsida; Asterales; Asteraceae. The record is from RefSeq and is a predicted model, not a curated record. Bases 1 to 705 code for a protein of 234 amino acids. The transcript has 7 exons.